AUGGUUCAUACACGGUUUUCGUCUGCAUCUCCUGCAUCUCAAACAAAUAUUCCAAAUUCUAAAUCAAUUAUGAAAUCUGCAGUUGCUUCUGGUAUGAAUUUCCUAAUUCAUCCGGAUAAUCGCUGUUCUUCAAAAAUUGCUUCCACAAUCAAAUAUUCUUUGAUUCAAGCUAUCCUUGAGAAGCUUUCAACAAAGCAAGUUAGUGAUUUUGGUGAUUCUUGUUUUGGCCAUUUCCUAACUCUGCCAGAGUUCACAAUGCAACAUCAGCUUAUCCACAAUCUAUUGCUAAGAGAGUUGCAACAACCCAACAAACUUGAGAUUUGGGUUGGUAUAAAUGGCAUGAAGCUUCGAUUUGGGAUAAGGGAGUUUGCAUUGGUCACCGGAUUACGGUGUGUGGGCUCCACAGAUAAAAUCAAAUAUGUUUCAAAGGAUAAUGGUCUUUAUUCUACAUAUUUCAAGGAUCAUUCGAAGAUCAAUAAGAAACUUCUUAAAGAAUUCUUUGAUGGGAAAAAAUGGAAAAAUUAUGAGGAUGCUUUGAAGAUUACAUUGAUGCAUUUUUUGCACAAUUUCUUGCUUAGUUCUUCUGAAACUAAUAUCGUCCCCAAAGAAGACUUUAAUAUUAUUGAUAGUGGUGAUUUUUCUGAAUUUCCUUGGGGAUCCAUCCCACGUAUUCUCAAAUGGUCAAGCAACAUUCAACCUACAUUUGCAGAAGUGACCGAGUUGUUAUCUUUGAAUGUUACUGAGUUGAAAUUGAGGAAUAUAUAUCCUACUUCCAAGGAGAGAAAAAAUUCAGAAAUAAACAGUUUGUUUCCAAAAGGAAAGGAAGCUAUUGAGGAUGAAAUCGGUGUUGCUGAUAAUGUUAGAGUUGCUCAAGGACAUAGAGCAACUAAUUCUAGAGUUGCUGCAUUAGGAGAUGAUGACUUUGUGGAGACUCCACCUCGGCCUAUUGCUAGUGGUUCUUCACCUUCUUUGCCUGCUAUUCAUCCUCACUCUGAUGCAAGUGGUUGUUCAUCUCCUAUGCCUGAGAUGCCUCAUGUUUCGCUAAGUAGCAUGCAUGCACAGUUGCUAGCUUUAGAGGCAUGCAACAAGAGAUUAGAAGAAAGCAACACAAGAUUAGAAGCAAGCAACAAGAAAUUAGAAGAGAGCCACAAGAUUGUUAUUAAUGAGUUGUCUUCAUUGAAGAGGAAACAGGAUUCUCAUGAUAUUGAGGAGGAGGACAAUACCAACAUUGUUGAUGAUGAAAUGGUUGAAAAUAAUUCGAAAGAAGAAGAUGAAAAAGAGGAGGAUGAGUCUGAAGAAGAAGAAGAAGUGCAUCAAUCUGAAGAAGAUAACGAUGAAAGUGAUGAUGAUGAUGAUGAUGAUGACAAUGCAAAGUGUUUUGGAGAAGACAAUGAUGAUGAAGAAGAAGAGAAAGAUGAUAAUCAUGAAAAAAACAAUGGAGGAAACAAGGAUGAGGAUUCUAAGGUUGAUGAUUCUCAUGGUUCUUGUCAAGUUCCAUCUGAAGUUGCCCAGGUUGAUGAAGUUGCUAGUCAUGUUGCUGGUGAGGUUGUUGAUUUUCAAGUUGCUAAAGAUCCAGAAGUUGCUGGAGUUGCAACUGAGGUUGCAGAGGCAGUUGCUGAAGAUCCAAAAGUCUCUUUUUUGGAUUCUUUAUUAGACAUUGAAUUGGAUAAGGCUAUAGAAAAUGCAUAUAAAGCUGUAGAUGCGAUGAAGGCAACUGGGGUAACUUCUAUUCCUUGCACAACUAUUGUCCCUUAUGUUGGUAGUAGUGAGAGUAACUUGGGAUAUGUUACUCUUGCUCUACCAAAAAGGACAAUUAAGCUUCCACCAUGCCUGCAGUCACCUUUUUUGCAAACUUUUUGUUCUUCUUCUCGGGAAAGUAGUGUGAUUAAAUCAACUGGAGGAAUCAAGGUUGUCAAAGGACUUUGCCCAUUAGAUGACAAAAUUGGUGAAUUGCCUGACUUUGUCGCUGUUCAAGAAUUCUAUGUGUGGCUUGAUAAAGGAAUGAAAAGUAAUAACAAAUUGAGAUUGUACUCGAAAGAAGACAACCUUAUCAUUCCUGGGUUGCAACUUGGGCAUGUUGAUGUAGUCUUUUAUUAUUUGAGGAAGAAAGGUAUGUAUCAUGACUCUACUGUUUUGAAGUUCACUACAACUGAUACUACCUUUCAAAAGAGGAUUGAAGCCAUUUAUGAUUCUUUUUUAAAGAAGAAUCGCGAUCAUGGGGUAAUGAAUCGUAACCAUGUUGUUGCUGAGGUUAUGAUGGGCUUUGGAUUGAGUUGCAACAAAUCUUGGCUACAAGUAGAUCAUGUUCUUUUUCCUAGUUUAGUUAAGAAUGAAAAGCAUUGGCUUCUUGCUAUAUUAUCUUUCAAAGAUAGGUUGAUUCAUGUUUACAAUACUUUGACCUGUGAUCGUAAGGAUCAUGUUGCCUUGCUAGCUAUAGAACCAUUUCGUGUGUUGCUGCCAACUUAUUUGUCUAUCAUUGGAUUUUAUAAGCGAAUUGAUAUAGACUUCUGUUCAAAGCCUUAUUUUGGGAGACCUCAAGCUGGUUCUUUUGAAGUAGUUAUGGAUGAUGACAUUCCUUCUGGGUCGCUUAUAGACAGUGCAAUAUAUAUGUUCUCUUUUGCUGAAUAUUUCAUUGCCGGAAAAGAGAUUCCAAGAUGUAAUUUUGAUGUUGAAUGCCAUAGGUCUAGGCUUGCUUAUUUACUAUACUCAUAUGCAAUGGGAAAACAAGAAUGUGGAUAUGAGAGUACACGAGAGUAUGCUUUGUCGUGA
Molecule: messenger RNA, 2769 nt
Organism: Humulus lupulus (European hop)
Lineage: Eukaryota; Viridiplantae; Streptophyta; Magnoliopsida; Rosales; Cannabaceae
Exons: 11
Coding region: 1-2769 (922 amino acids)
Biological process (GO): proteolysis
Molecular function (GO): cysteine-type peptidase activity
Source: RefSeq, a predicted model, not a curated record